Messenger RNA from Archocentrus centrarchus (flier cichlid), 2705 nucleotides. RefSeq names its product calcium-binding mitochondrial carrier protein SCaMC-1-like. The record is from RefSeq and is a predicted model, not a curated record. The transcript is spliced from 10 exons. Gene Ontology annotation, cellular component: mitochondrial inner membrane. Lineage: Eukaryota; Metazoa; Chordata; Actinopteri; Cichliformes; Cichlidae. The coding region runs from base 387 to 1817 and encodes 476 amino acids. Gene Ontology annotation, molecular function: calcium ion binding. Gene Ontology annotation, biological process: transmembrane transport.
GAGUAAUAGUAACAGAGCAGUCUGUUUGUGUGUGUUUGUGUGUUGUCGAAGGGUGUGUCUCCGUCAGUGUGCGUGUGGGCAGUAAAAAGAGGAGGUCUCCAAGGCGAACUGAAACGAGUUUCUCCACCCAUCUGCACAGAACGCUCCUACCUCUCCGUAGGCCAAAUCUGCACACUAUCGUGUGCCCGCUGGACUUCACGCUAACGCCGUCUCAUGAGGACUUUUCUACGACUUCCCCAAACUGCACCGCGGAAGUCCUGAAACCACAAGCGCCAGCCACAGGAAUCUGUUAGGGUUUCCACGGGAGAUUACUUGCCCAGUUUGCGUGAGUGUGCGCGUCCGUGCGUGGAGCUCUACAGGCCUCUGCUGUUUUUAUUUGUCGUUUAAUGAUGUAUCAAAGCGUGAAGAAGCUCUUUUUUACGGACUGUCAUUGCGCUGACGAUGCGUCGAAGGCGUACGAAGAGUUGUUCGCCAGGCUGGACGCCGACAAGGAUGGAAAAGUGGAUGUGUCCGAGCUGAAGGCAGGCCUGGCCGCUAUGGGCAUCAAAAGCGAGGAAGGGGCACUUCAGAAAAUCAUCUCUGCUGGAGACCAAAACAAAGAUGAAGGGCUUGACUUCAGCGAGUUCUCAAAGUACCUGAAAGAACAUGAGAAGAAGUUGCGACUGACCUUCAAGAAGUUGGACAAAAACAAAGAUGGUCAAAUAGACAUCAUGGAGAUAAAGCAGUCACUUGCUGAUCUGGGGCUGGAGAUCUCUAAGGAGCAUGCAGAAAAAAUCCUUCAAAGUAUUGAUGCGGAUGGCACCAUGACUGUGGACUGGAAUGAAUGGAGAGAGCAUUUCCUGUUUAACCCAGCCACCAACCUGCAGGAGAUCAUCCGCUACUGGAAGCACACCACGGUUUUGGACAUUGGUGACAGCCUCACCAUCCCAGAUGAGUUCACAGAGGAGGAGAAGACGACAGGUCUGUGGUGGAAGCAGCUGACAGCAGGGGCUGUGGCGGGCGCCGUGUCCCGUACAGGAACCGCCCCUCUGGACAGAAUGAAGGUCUUCAUGCAGGUGCAUGCUUCCAAAAGCAACAAAAUCAGCCUGGUUGGAGGCUUUAAGCAAAUGUUAAAAGAAGGGGGGAUGACUUCUUUGUGGAGAGGAAAUGGUAUUAACGUCAUGAAGAUUGCCCCUGAGACGGCCAUAAAAUUCAUGGUUUAUGAACAGUAUAAGAAGCUGCUGUCCAGUGAACCAGGUAAGGUGAAAACCCACGAGAGGUUCAUGGCAGGAUCGCUGGCUGGAGCCACCGCACAAACCGCCAUCUACCCCAUGGAGGUGAUGAAAACCCGUAUGACACUGAGGAAAACCGGACAGUACUCGGGAAUGUUUGACUGUGCCAAGAAAGUCCUGAAGAACGAGGGAGUGAAGGCAUUUUACAAGGGCUACAUUCCCAAUAUUCUGGGCAUCAUCCCCUACGCUGGGAUAGAUCUGGCAGUGUAUGAGAGCUUGAAGAACUUCUGGUUGUCCCGCUAUGCCAAAGACACUGCCAAUCCAGGGGUUCUGGUGCUGCUGGGCUGCGGUACCAUUUCCAGCACCUGUGGGCAGCUGGCCAGCUAUCCCCUGGCUCUGAUUCGAACCCGCAUGCAAGCACAAGCUUCUGUUGAGGGCUCAGAGCAGCUGCCAAUGAGCGUGAUGGUAAAGAAGAUUAUGGAAAAGGAGGGCUUCUUUGGACUUUACCGUGGCAUCCUGCCCAAUUUCAUGAAGGUCAUACCGGCUGUCAGCAUCAGCUACGUGGUGUAUGAGUACAUGCGGUCCGGACUGGGUAUUCAGAAGUAGUCAGCAGAAUCCUCUGUGGCUGCAUGUGUUCAUGAGUGGAAGAAGAGAUGAAACUUUUUAUUUUUAAAUUUCAAAAAACUCCCCCUUUUUUGUAUGGUCUUUAUCAUUGUUUACCUGUAGUCCACCAAAGUCUGGACUCAAACAGCUGCAGAUGGAACCUUUGCAGAUGCGAUCGCAGGCCUUUGCUCAUACGAAGCCACUACUGUUAAAGUGUUUAGAAAAUCCUGCACUGCUAAUGCAGGGCUGACAGUAAGAUCGCUACAAAGUUUCCAAAUGUUGGCUGUGUUUACUAUGCACUCCUAGCUCACUUUGGAUCAACUAAAUUUUGGCUUUGAGAACCAAAAUACUUUAUAGGGUUAAUUUCUUUUAAUUGUUGAAUAGAAAUGCCAUUAUUUGUAUUUCAGGGUCUUAUUAUGUCACUCUACCAGGAAUAUGUCACAUGUCCCUCUAUUUAACCAAAAAGCAACUUUAAACAAAAAGUCCAAGAAUUCGCCCACUACAUCUUCAUGCUUUUUGUUGUCUUGUCAUAAUCAACAAUUAGACUAAAGGCUGAAGUCAUAAUUUUUCAAGUUUGUGUGGCAGGGAAUCUUUCACAAAGAAAUCUGAGGAAACUAAAAAAAAAAAACCCAAGUGCAAUACUGUAUUUACACACUCUGUGACAUCUGAAAGAGGGCCGACCUUUUAGGAAUGGGUUUCAUCUGAGGGUCAUUGGUUCAUCAAAGGGUCUUUUUAUACAGGACACAGAAUGAGAAAUGUGCCUUAUGGGAUUUUUUUUUUUCUCUGAUAUCUGUGGACUUCAGCACCCAUGUUUUCUCUUGCCUUUCUUUCUAGUAUUUGUUUAAUAGGCGCUGGUGUUUACAUGAAUAAAUUUAAAUACGAAUGUGAAAA